This is a messenger RNA of Anastrepha ludens (Mexican fruit fly), 649 nucleotides long. RefSeq lists its product as uncharacterized. The transcript is spliced from 2 exons. The record is from RefSeq and is a predicted model, not a curated record. Bases 70 to 588 code for a protein of 172 amino acids. NCBI's taxonomy places the organism in Eukaryota, Metazoa, Arthropoda, Insecta, Diptera, Tephritidae.
AGAACGUUGAGAUUAUACAUAUCAAGUGAAGACCCUUCUGAAAACUUAGUUCACAUAGUUACAUUUAUAAUGAAAGUGUAUUUACCUAUGUGGUUUCAAAUAAAACUGAACGAUUCAAUUGCAGAUGGUGCGAGACAUGUCUUCACUAUGAUUAAAAAUUCUCGGUACUUACCAGAACAUCUUCUGAGAGUAGUUGAUCCUGUGAUACAACACAAUGCUUAUUUCGCGCAUCCUGAAAAUUUGCUUUUAUCUAUGGUCACAGAUGAAAAUCGGAAUGUACGUAAGAUUGGGGUACAAAGGAUUUUAAAAGCCAGAGAGACAACUUCUACUGCGAAGAAUUCGGUGCGCUCAUUCAUUUUGCCAAAACUGAACUUUAAUGCCACUAAUUACUAUGAAAUGAUCGACUGGUCUUCUACAAUACUAUCACCUCCUCCAGUACUAAGAAAUGUCUUAAAUGCAGAUCUGUUAUCUUCCAUUGAUAACCAACCAUCUAUCUCUCAAUGGAACUUGUCAAGCUUUCCAUGCCACACUCAAGCGGUAGAGCGAACUGUUAAGCUUGUCACUGAAGCGUCGAACAAGUUUGCCUAAAUUUGAUCACAAAUCCCAGUUUGUAAUUAACGCAUAAAGAGAGUUCACUGUACAAAUCUUC